GUCUGUGCGUCGGGUAUAAAAGGCUCACCCGGCGCCUCCACCUCAGCUCAGACACUGCAGCAACACUGAAACCUUCCUGCAGACUCAUUCUACACUCCAGAAUGGACUUCCAAGUCUUUGCCCUGGUGCUGCUGGUCCUGGCCUGUGUGGAGCAGAGCCUGGCCUCCUGCGUGGUGGACAGCUUCACCGUCAAAGAGGACUUCGACCCCAAAAGAUAUGCAGGGAAGUGGUACGCUCUGCAGAAGAAGGAUCCUGAGGGUUUGUUCCUGCAGGACAACAUCUCUGCUGAAUACACUGUUGGAGACGACGGUGCCAUGGUUGCCUCCUCCAGGGGCAGAGUCACUCUCUUUGGGUUCUGGGUCGUGUGCGCCGACAUGGCGGCUCAGUACUCCGUGCCCGACCCCGGCACCCCCGGCAAGAUGUUCAUGAACUACCAGGGACUGGCCAGCUACCUGUCCAGCGGCGGUGACAACUACUGGGUCAUUGACACCGACUACGACAACUACGCCAUCACCUACGCCUGCCGCAGCCUGAAGGAGGACGGAAGCUGCGAGGACGGCUACGCCCUGGUCUUCUCACGCAACCCCCGUGGCCUCCCCCCCGCCAUCCAGAGAGCCGUCCGCCAAAAGCAGGAGGAGAUCUGCAUGGCCGGAGAGUUCCAGCCCGUGCUGCAGUCUGGAGCUUGUUAAACUGCUGGAGUCUGUUGAGUUGCUCUUCAUCAAACCAGACGGAUCAUCUCAUCCAAAAACAAGACAAGACAGAGUCCCGUCAAUAAUCCUGUUAUUGAUCUGUCCCGAUGUCAACGGAGAGAGUUAUCGGAUAAAUCCAAUUCAAUGCCCUAAUGUAACAAGUGUAAUUAACACCACAAUGAAAAUAUAAUUCCAAACCAAAUCCAGUGAGAAGUGGGGAGAACAUCUGUGCACUGUUGUCACGCUGAUGGGAAACAUCUGCACUGUGUUAUCACUCUGUGUUGGUGACAAUAAAUUUUAUA
This is a messenger RNA of Chelmon rostratus (copperband butterflyfish), 991 nucleotides long. Its product is annotated as purpurin-like. The transcript has 6 exons. The record is from RefSeq and is a predicted model, not a curated record. Bases 102 to 689 code for a protein of 195 amino acids. Gene Ontology annotation, molecular function: retinol transmembrane transporter activity; retinoid binding. NCBI's taxonomy places the organism in Eukaryota, Metazoa, Chordata, Actinopteri, Chaetodontiformes, Chaetodontidae.